Carya illinoinensis is the source of this 1974-nucleotide messenger RNA. Its product is annotated as protein DETOXIFICATION 29-like. Gene Ontology annotation, molecular function: xenobiotic transmembrane transporter activity; antiporter activity. The transcript is spliced from 8 exons. Gene Ontology annotation, cellular component: vacuolar membrane. The coding region runs from base 112 to 1665 and encodes 517 amino acids. Gene Ontology annotation, biological process: xenobiotic detoxification by transmembrane export across the plasma membrane. The record is from RefSeq and is a predicted model, not a curated record. NCBI's taxonomy places the organism in Eukaryota, Viridiplantae, Streptophyta, Magnoliopsida, Fagales, Juglandaceae.
UGAACUAGACAUGGGAGCCUUAAAGGUUUGAUCUACAACUUCCAGCUAGUUAAAACCUAUAGGCCAAUCUCUCUCUCUCUCUCUCUCUCUCUCUCUCUCUCUCUCUCUCUCAUGGAGGAUGGUAAGCAGCCAUUUUUGACCUCCAGGAACGAGGACCAAGACCAAGAGGAGGAGCAGCAGCUGGUACAGCCCACCGCAGCCACGUUCGUUGCCGGUGUCCCUGACAUCGCUCCGAUCAAGGGGUUUAGAGACGUCUGCAGACAGUUCCUCGUUGAGUCAAAGAAGCUCUGGUACCUCGCCGGCCCAGCCAUCUUCACCUCCAUAUGCCAGUACUCACUCGGUGCCAUAACCCAAGUCUUCGCUGGCCACGUCGGAACGCUAGCACUCGCAGCUGUCUCCAUCGAAAACUCUGUCAUAGCUGGCUUCUCCUUCGGCGUCAUGCUUGGAAUGGGGAGCGCGCUCGAAACGCUAUGCGGGCAAGCAUACGGAGCUGGACAGGUUGAUAUGCUGGGGAUCUACAUGCAAAGGUCGUGGGUGAUUCUGGUGACCACGGCUUUGUUUCUAAGCCUUCUGUACAUCUUUGCGGAGCCACUCUUGAAACUCAUCGGCCAAACCGACGCAAUAUCGGAAGCGGCGGGAGUCUUCGCCAUUUGGAUGAUUCCGCAGCUUUUCGCUUACGCGAUGAACUUCCCGAUCGCCAAGUUCCUGCAGUCGCAAAGCAAGAUAAUGGUGAUGGCGGUGAUUGCUGCGGUGGUUCUGGUUCUGCACGCUUUCUUUAGCUGGUUGUUGAUGCUGAAGUUGGGAUGGGGGCUGGUGGGAGCGGCGGUGGUGCUGAACUCAUCGUGGGUGAUCAUAGUGGUUGCACAGCUUAUAUAUAUUUUCUGUGGGACCUGCGGACGGGCCUGGUCUGGGUUUUCAUGGAAAGCGUUUCAGAAUCUUUGGGGUUUCGUGAGAUUAUCUCUGGCCUCCGCAGUUAUGCUCUGCUUGGAAGUUUGGUAUUUCAUGGCGCUAAUCCUAUUCGCUGGAUAUCUGAAGAAUGCGGAAGUUUCGGUUGAUGCGUUGUCCAUAUGCAUGAACAUCUUGGGAUGGACAAUCAUGGUAGCUCUUGGGAUGAAUGCCGCCAUAAGUGUGAGGGUAUCAAAUGAAUUGGGAGCAGCUCACCCAAGAACGGCCAAGUUUUCAUUAGUGGUGGCAGUGAUAACAUCAUUUCUAAUCGGCAUCGUCCUCUCCGCCAUUCUGAUAAUUACACGAAACGACUACCCAUCUUUGUUUUCUAGUGAUACAGAUGUAGAAACCCUAGUUAAGGAGCUCACUCCAAUACUGGCUGCAUGCAUUGUCAUUAACAAUGUUCAACCUGUUCUCUCAGGGGUGGCAAUUGGAGCAGGAUGGCAAGCUGUUGUCGCUUAUGUGAACAUUGCAUGUUACUACGUGUUUGGGAUCCCUCUGGGUCUCAUUUUGGGUUACAAGCUCGAUAUGGGUGUCAGGGGGAUCUGGUAUGGAAUGAUGACAGGAACGAUUGUACAGACGUGUGUUCUUUUCUUCAUAGUUUAUAGGACCAACUGGAGCAAAGAGGCUUCUAUUGCUGAAGACAGGAUAAGGAAAUGGGGAGGGCAAGCAGAGACCGGUACCAUAGAGAACAAUGUCGACAAAACAGCCGAGACCUAAGAGUGAUGAACCCGAUUUUUGCAGAACAUCAGUGGCAAAUUGCAGGCCACUUAGAAGCCAAUUUUCUUAACGUUUAGGCCCCAACAACAAUUUGGUUUACAUGUUUUUGAAGAGCAAGAUUCACUCCUUGCCCGGAGUAAUUACUAAUAAAGUAUUCACAUUCUGCGAGGAAAUUAUCAUCUUAAAUUGUCCAACCUCUGAUGCAAAUUGGAACGCAUGAUGAACAUUUAACAGCUGUAGGAACUUAAGUCAUCUCAUCUUGAAAUGUUCUAUCUUCUAUUCUAAUACACAGAAUACUGAAUAUCACUA